CCCCCAGACAAGGUAACAGACUAUGAUGUUUUAAAGACUGAAAUACUCAGCAGAUAUGGUCUCACGAAAUUUAGUAUGGCCCAGCGGUUCCACAGCUGGACUUUCCACCCUGACCAGCCUCCUCGUGCACAAAUGCAUGAGCUUGCCCGUAUUGCUAGGAAAUGGCUCGAACCUGAAAAGAAUACGGCUGCCGCAAUAGUUGAAGCCGUUGUUGUAGAUAAUUACGUACGAGCCCUGCCAUAUGAAGCAAAGCGCUUCAUAAGCCAACAGGCUCUGACCACAGCCGAACUCACUGUGGAGGCAGUAGAAAAGUACCAGGCCACCACAGAAAUGCUCCGUGCCUCCAGGAAGGACCCCAAGACCAUGCCUCCUCAGUCGACUGGGGCAAUGCGGCCCAGAAUCCCCAAGGCCCCCAAUUCAGUUGCGGCAGGACCUAGCAACACGGCAGGCGGAGACAGAAAGCAGCUCGGAGCGGGGAGAGUGCGGCGAGAUGGCGACAUACUGCAAUGCUACCGAUGCGGCGAAGUGGGACACUUCUCCUGGCAAUGUGGGAAGCCUUCGGAUGAGCCCAUGCCUACUGCGGCCUCCUCCAGCUCAUCGCCCUCCCACCUCUUUGCGUCACUUGUGGGGUACACCGAUGGCACCCCAGACAAGCCCCCCACCUGCCCAGUGAGGGUGAAUCACCAUGACGUGGAGGCCUUGCUGGAUUCAGGUAGCCGUAUUACCCUGGUACGUAAAGACUUGGUAGACUCUGCACGCCUGGCCACUGCCAGUGUGCUGCCCGUGUCAUGUGUCCAUGGAGAUACCCGAGAGUACCCCACCACUGACCUGGAGAUGACCACCACCCGUGGUACCAUACACUUGACAGCAGGUGUAGUUGAGUCUCUCCCCGUCCCUGUCCUUAUUGGCAGAGACUGCCCAGCCUUCCAGUCACUCUGGAGAGAAACACAGGAGAGGCUGACUCGGGACCCUCGGAAGCGGAGAGGUAAGACCCAUCCAGCUAAUACACCUGUGCAAUCCCAAGAACCCCUCAUGAUUUCUUCCGCCCUCGCAGGGAUGGCGGACCCCCACGCAGACACCGAGCCAGACACAGACACCGGAGAGGAGAACUUGAUCGAGGAGAGUGUCUCGAACUCAAACGAUGGAGGCCAGAGUGCAGAGGAGCUUCCCCCCCUAUCAGGCCAGUAUGGUACUGCCCAACUGCAGGAUCCUACUCUUAUUAAUGCGCUAAGAACUGUGCAGGUGUUAGAAGGAACAGUGCUAGGAGAUAGUACGAGUCCUAGCUACCCCCACUUUGCAGUAAAUCGGGGCUUACUGUAUCGAGUGGUGAAGGAAAAUAAUGAAGUACAUGAGCAACUUCUUGUGCCUCAGCCCUAUCGUGACACAGUGCUCAACCUUGCACACACGCACCCACUUGGAGCCCACUUAGGAGUGGAGAAGACUACAGAGAGGAUUGUGCAGCGUUUCUUUUGGCCGGGCAUACACAAAGAGGUAGAGAACUACUGUCGCAGUUGCCAAGACUGUCAGCUAAGGGCUCCAAAGCCCUCAUAUAGAAAUCCAUUAAUUCCCCUGCCAGUCAUUGAAACGCCCUUUGAAAGGAUCGGGCUAGAUAUAGUGGGCCCUUUACCAAGGAGUUCCAGAGGGCACCAGUACAUUUUAGUGAUACUGGAUUAUGCAACCCGUUAUCCAGAAGCCAUCCCACUAAGAAAGGCUACGGCCAGACAAAUUGCUAAAGAACUGUUCUUGCUCUCCACUAGCCUAGGCAUCCCAAAGGAGAUCUUGACCGACCAAGGAACCCCCUUCAUGUCCCGAGUGAUGAAGGAGCUCUGCACCCUACUGAAAAUCAAACAGCUAAGGACGUCGGUCUACCACCCUCAGACAGAUGGGCUAGUGGAACGCUUUAACAAGACAUUGAAAGCCAUGCUGCGGAAGGCGAUUGGAGAGGAUGGACGCAACUGGGAUCAGCUGAUACCAUACCUCAUGUUUGCCGUGAGAGAAGUACCCCAGUCUUCCACUGGUUUUUCACCUUUUGAGCUUCUGCUUUCGUACAGGCCCAGAGGACUGCUCGACAUUGCCAAGGAGGCUUGGGAGGAACAACCCUGCAGACAGCGGACCUUGAUAGAGCACGUUGGGGCAAUGAAGGAGAGGAUGAAGGUCAUCUACCCCAUAGUGCGCGAACAUAUGGAGGCUGCUCAACGUCAACAACAAGCUGCCUACAACCGACCUUCCCAACCCAGAGAAUUCAAGCCUGGGGACCGAGUGCUGGUUCUGGUGCCGACAGUUGAAUGUAAGUUCUUGGCAACCUGGCAGGGUCCAUAUGAGGUCAUUGAAAGAGUGGGACAGGUCAAUUACAAGGUGAGACAACCCGACAAAAGAAAACAUGAACAGAUUUACCAUGUUAAUUUACUAAAAAAGUGGCAUGCCAGAGAGGCCCUGUUGAGUUGUCUGCCCCCUACAGAGUCCAUGGAACCAGCAAGAGAAGAGGUUCAAGUGGGUCCGGGCCUAUCUCCACAUCAACGACAGAUGACCCUGGAGCUGGUGGAUCGCAACCGGGACGUCUUCUCCUCCCUCCCUGGACACACGGAGGUGGUCCAACAUGACAUCCGAACCAUGCCUAAUCGGACGAUAACGCAGCGACCGUAUCGUGUCCCAGAGGCUCGGAAAGCAGUCAUUGAGGAGGAGGUAAAGAAGAUGCUGGAAUUGGGGGUCAUUGAGGAAUCCAAAAGCGCAUGGGCAAGUCCAAUCGUACUGGUCCCCAAACCAGACGGGUCAGUGAGAUUCUGUAACGAUUAUAGAAAACUAAAUGCAGUGUCUGAGUUUGAUGCAUACCCAAUGGCUCGUGUUGAUGAUAUGGUAGAUGCUCUAGGACAGGCCCGCUUCCUAACGACUCUGGACCUCACAAAAGGCUACUGGCAGGUGCCCCUGACUCCAGCGUCCAAGGAGAAGACGGCCUUUGCGACACCAGGGGGACUCUACCAGUACACCCGACUUCCCUUCGGUCUCCAUGGGGCCCCAGCUACUUUCCAGCGCUUGAUGGAUCGGGUCCUCACCCCCCAUAAAAGGUAUGCGGCAGCAUUUCUAGACGAUGUUGUUAUCCAAAGUCCUGAUUGGGAUAGCCACUUACCACGUGUGCAAGCUGUGCUCGACUCUCUCAGGGAUGCAGGUCUUACAGCGAACCCGAAAAAGUGCAAGCUGGCCUUCAGUGAGACUAACUACCUAGGGUAUACCAUUGGUCGGGGACUGGUCAAGCCACAGGAAGCCAAGCUACGGGCCAUAAAGGAUUGGCCACAACCCAUCACCAAGAGGCAGGUGAGAGCAUUUUUGGGCCUAGCCGGCUACUACAGACGCUUCAUCGCAAAUUUUGCUUCUAUAGCUGCACCCCUCACAGAACUGACCACUAAACGCCACUCAAGAAUGGUAAGAUGGAACCCUGCGGCGGAGGCGGCCUUCGUCAGCUUGAAGGAGGCCCUGUGUUCCAGUCCUGUCCUGGUGGCGCCGGAUUUCAAAAGAGAAUUUAUUGUCCAGACGGAUGCUUCUGAGAGCUGGCAAGCAGCACGGCAAUGCUGAUGGCCUCUCCCGCCGGGAUGCCCUCUUCACGUCCUUCAGCCCGACGAGGACGUCGAUCCCGAGGGGAGGGAUGUGUGACGUCACGAGAGGCUGUGUGCUGGAGGGACGCUACAUCCCCUUGAGAUGGCUGCAACCACUGCCCUCUUUGUCUCCAUCUGGUGGCGGAAACCAGAUACUGCACACCUCAACAGAGAACACCACAGCUGCAGUCAAUGAGUGGACCACAGCUGAGCCUGAUGACUGCUUGAGCAGCUGAGCAGCUUGAGAGCUACAAACUCACUCGGAGCCAGUUUUGCAGGGGGAGCCAUGGCUGAGACUUCUCGCUCUGCCAAACUGAGCGGUGUCUUGGAAGCAAAGAACUUUGUGAGCUUUGAAGUUGCCUGUGACUGUGCUUAUCAGAGGAGCAUGGACUAACCUUUCCUUUUCGGUGAGACUUUUCCUGGAAUAUUUACCUGGAGAACAUUGACUGAACUUUUUAUUUGGAUUACUUACCUGGAAAAUGACUUACCCAUGAACUGAAGCCCUUCUUUGUUUGAGUUGACCGAGUGGUUGAAGAUUUUGCGUUGGAAGGAAAUACUUACCUGUUGAAGAGAGACUUUAUGUUUGAUCCUUACAAAAGAUAUCCUUAUUUGACCUUUUUCAACCAAGAGACCUUUUCUGUUAAUUGAAGUACAUUAAUAAAAAUCAUAAUUUUAUUUGAAACCUUGUGUCCUCGCACUUCUUGA
Molecule: messenger RNA, 4292 nt
Organism: Engraulis encrasicolus (European anchovy)
Lineage: Eukaryota; Metazoa; Chordata; Actinopteri; Clupeiformes; Engraulidae
Exons: 2
Coding region: 76-3567 (1163 amino acids)
Biological process (GO): DNA integration
Molecular function (GO): nucleic acid binding; zinc ion binding
Source: RefSeq, a predicted model, not a curated record